AUGUUUCUCGUCAAACAAAAUGUAAACAAAGGUCAAAAAAUUCAUUUUCAAUAUUUAAAUAAUUAUCCAUGGAAUUAAAAGAAGACUAUACUAGGUGAUUACAUUUUCAUACAUUUAAAGUGUGUUUUGUUCAAGAAAGCAGACAAAAUAAAUACAUUGUAGUAUCAAAGGUCAUUGUGAUUAAUCAAAAUCGUUCAGUUGGUUUGAUAACAUCUAAAACUUAGUUUUUGAACAAAGUCCAAGCAAGAAACCGAUAUCAAUGGCAAAUCAGAGUAAACUAACUAAUAUUCCUACAACAUGCAUCGAAUAUGUCCAUCCAUGGACCGAUAGUUGUAUCAAUGCAACUGCUGGCCUACUUAUUGUAUCAGCACUUGACAGCUUUCGAAUUUAUACAAUUGUUUAUGUGGCAUCUCUUCUCAUGCGAGGACGAAUACCGAAACGAAAAGAUCUGAGUCGAACAGUUUUGGGAAUAAUGCAAUCAACAGCAUUUCUCACAACUUCAGCUUUUUCGUAUUCAGCGUAUUUAUGCUUUUUGAGAAGAGUUUUUGGUGGAUUCAACAUAUGGACAGGUAGUUACAUUCCAGCAUUUAUGUCAUCAUUCACUGCUAUUCUAGUUGAACGGCCAUCGAGGCGGAGUUUACUUACAAUGUAUGUUGCAAAUGUUGCCACAGAAGCUUUAUGGAGAAUGGCAAGUUCUCGUGGAAUGGUUAAAAGUAUUCCUUAUGGUCAAGUGUUGAUAUUUGGCCUCUCAACAUCAUCUCUGCUCUACUAUUUUCGUUCUGGUGUACACUUGGAAGGAAAAGAUUCAAUUUAUGACAUAAUCAGAUUUAUUGUUGGUCGCGAUGAAGAAGGCGGACAAAAAGAAGUGAAAACAAUUAAACCUGAACAAUCAACUCGACCAAGGAUUAAAAACAAUUAUUUGCUCAUUCAAAAGUUUCUCGAAAUGCACAAAAAAGUGACUGAUAAGCUGAAAGCUUUACCCAAACAUGAUAAAUGUCCACAUCAUCAUAGCUGUGCUUAUUACACAAUUCGAGGUGGAACAAAACUCUUUGGUAUUGGAUUAGGAAUUCAAGUUGCUCUUAAGUUGGUAUUAAACAUUCAGCGAAUUGUUAAAUCCCCAAAGAAGACGAUGAGUAUCUUCUUCGCUAAAGACACGCUCAAAAUUGGUGCUUUCUUGGGUGGAUUUUCAUUCAUUUAUAGAUUUAUCGCAUGUUUCUUGCGACAUGUAACGAAUGAUGAUAAGCCAAGUUAUUCAAUACCGGCGACAAUGCUUGCAAGUGUCGCUUUCAUGUCUUAUCCAGAUAAAACGGCAGCUCUUUAUAUCAUGUGGAAAGCAUUACAAAUCACUUAUAAUAUGCUUUCUGAUCAAGGAUAUCUUCCAAAAGUACCUGGAGGUGUCAUCUUUUUGUAUUGUGCUUUUACUGCAGUUUUAUUCCAUGCAGCAACGUUCGAACCUAGAAAUUUAAGGCCAAGUUACUGGAAGUUCCUUUUCAACUUAUCUGGCGGAAGAAUUUCUGUAAUGGAUCGUAGAAGCUUUGACGUAUGGGGACUUGACACUCACGCACAAAUCAUGAAAACUAUUGAAAUGACAAGAACAGGAACUGAUAUUAAAUAUACUUUCGGACGUUGGUGACAAAAGUAGAACUUUUAAGUUUCAAUUAAUAAUUUUUUAUGUUUCCAAAGAUUAUCACAUUUGCAAUUUGAAUUUAAAUAUCGUCACUUGUUUUUCAUUGUCAAACAAAUUUCACUUGAAACUUCCUUUUUAAAUAAAAUAUCAUUGCAAUUUAAUGUGAACAAAUUUGACUAUUAAAAUAAUUAUAAAAAAGGUUUUGGUGCGCCUGAUGUUAAUCAGAAAAUAUUAAUGUGAUAAUAAUCAGAUGAAAAUGUGUUUUUAUGACUAUAAAGGAUUUCUACAGAGUUUGUAAGCGUAAAUAUGAAUAAAAGAAUCAAUAAAAUAAAAAAAGAAUAAUUCUGAACUGC
Messenger RNA from Clunio marinus, 1980 nucleotides. The record is from the annotation of a GenBank genome assembly. NCBI's taxonomy places the organism in Eukaryota, Metazoa, Arthropoda, Insecta, Diptera, Chironomidae.